Molecule: messenger RNA, 735 nt
Organism: Penicillium salamii
Lineage: Eukaryota; Fungi; Ascomycota; Eurotiomycetes; Eurotiales; Aspergillaceae
Source: the annotation of a GenBank genome assembly
AUGCAGCUGUGCGGCCGACAAAAGGUAGUCCAGCGCAAGAUGGUGCUACUCGGCGACGGAGCCUGUGGCAAGACCUCGGCGCUGAACGUGUUUACACGCGGAUUCUUCCCUACUGUCUAUCUUUGGUAUGCGCGCAUUCUCCCCAAUUGCCGAAAGUCAGCUAACGCAUUACAGAAAACUACGUCCACGGUAUUCCCCACUCCCCACUUACUCGAUCGCAGGCUGAUGCGCCCAGAUAUCUUUGUCGAUAGUAUACACGUCGAAUUAUCGCUAUGGGAUACGGCCGGUCAGGAGGAAUUCGAUCGCUUGCGCGCCCUGUCUUAUGAGGAUACCCAUGUUCUUAUGCUCUGCUUUAGUGUAUGGCAUUGUGUCCUAUCUGUGAUGCCUGUGAUGCCCAAACUAAUGCGCGCACAGGUCGAUAGCCCAGACUCGUUCGAGAACGUCUCCUCCAAAUGGAUCGCGGAGAUCAAUGAGAAUUGUCCCGGUGUGCGGGUUGUCCUGACAGCCCUGAAAUGCGAUUUGCGCAAAGACGAGGACCUGAAUGACAACCCCAAUGCGAUCAGUUUUGAUCAGGGACUCGCGAAAGCGAAAGAAAUCGGAGCCGUGAAGUACUUGGAAUGCUCCGCGGUUCAAAAUCGCGGUAUUAGAGAGAGCUUCUAUGAAGCUGCCAAGGUUGCCCUGGAGGUUAAGCCGGCUGGAGCAUCGGCCUCUGGUUCAUCGUGUGUUAUUCAAUGA